AAACAGUUGAAACAAGUGUUCCCACUUGGAACACCCAAGGAAGCGGCCAUGCCCAAGCCAGCGACGACGACGACGAGCCGCAGCGAGCGACAAGCGCAGGAUCCCGAAGGAUGGCAUCUCUUACCCCAAAUGCACCGUCGUCGACAUGGGGAACAGCCUCAGACGCUAGCAACAAUCGCGCGGUACCACUCUCUUGGACGCACAUGGCGCACACGUUUUACAGCAGACUCGACUCGAGGACGAAGGUGAAAGUCCAAGCAUCGGUUUACUCGACGCUUCUCGAGGUAUUCGAGACUGAGCUGGAUGACGUGCGUCAGCCCUUGCCGUACGAAGACAUUGGGGUACCUCGACUACGAAUGGCAAGGACACAUCGACUCGAUUUGCAAGAUGACACUCGUCCAACGGACAAGAUGGUUUGUGGCACAUGGACACUAGGAAGUGGAUUGUCAUGGACUCGUUCGUUCACGACGCAGGGUUUGUUCUGUUGGAAGAGUUUGCCCGCUCUCAAGAGCCUCCGAACCUGCGCGCGUGGGGCUCCAGACAGAUCCUCGGCGCGUCAUGCUGCGCCGUGGAAUGGCACGCGGUGGAGAAACCCCGAAACCCCCAACAGCGUCAAAUAUCUCACCACUCCCAAUUCCCCCAGAUCAAGAAUUUACACCAUGCGAAUUCAUCGUGAUCGUCGUGGCACCAACACAUCUUGCCACGCACAUGCCGCGGGCGUCGCGCCGGUGAACACCCAUCGAUGAGCUCAUGCAACGGGCAUUACGCCGUCGAACGGGACGACACCGCAUCGUCGAGCCUAUGCAACAGGUUUCACCGUGCAAAGUCGGCUAUAUCGGGUACACGAGGGUGAGAUAUUGUGACCGGUGGUGCAUAAACGCGUCCUGGGCGACAGAAGCUUGAAAUUUGUAUACGUCGCGCGUGGGUGGUUGUACCAGUUCAACAUUUCUCGCGAUGCCACCGAAAAAGCAAGGCGCAGAGGAGAGCGCCGCCGCCCGCUUCGGCCGCGUCCGCAACAACUUGAAGAUGGGUCUUGUCGGUCUGCCCAAUGUGGGCAAAUCGUCCCUGUUUAACCUCCUCACGGCACAGAGUGUUGCCGCCGAGAACUUUCCGUUUUGUACCAUCGACCCGAACGAAGCCCGUUGCGCGGUCCCGGAUGAACGCUACGAAUGGCUGUGCAAGGUGUGGCAGCCGCCGAGCGAGUACCCUGCGUACCUACAAUGCACCGACAUUGCUGGGCUCAUUCGUGGUGCUUCCGAAGGCGCUGGGCUCGGGAAUGCAUUUUUGUCGCACAUUCAAGCCGUCGACGGUAUUUUCCACGUGAUCCGCGCUUUCGAGAGCGAAGAAGUCGUACAUGUCGACGAUACGGUCGACCCGAUUCGUGACUUGGAAACCAUCCAAGGCGAACUGUGCAAGAAGGAUCUCGCGUACGUGUUGGCGCAGCGCAAGUUGCGCGAAGUCGACGUUCGCAAGAACCCCACCAUGAAGCUGCCCCCGCUCUUCUUCACGGUCAUGGACACGGUCCAAGAACUCCUUGAAGCCAACAAAUCGAUCGCAUCCAAGAGCGAUUGGACCGCCCCCGAAGUGGAAAAGAUCAACGAGCUGAUCCCGGGUACGUGCGGCCGCCUCCGUGUGUGUGAUUUCAUGGUUGCAGCUGCCAUCACGACCAAGCCGAUCAUCUACCUCGUCAACUUGACCAAGCGCGACUUUAUCCGCAAGGGCAACAAGUGGCUCGUUCCGAUCAAGCAGUGGGUCGACUCCCAUGGCGGCGGCGUCAUGAUUCCGUUCUCUGUCGAGUUUGAACAAGAAUUGUGGGAAAAGCAAAAGGCCAACAAGGAGUUUGUGCCCGAAGUGCCAUCCGUGCUGCCCCGCAUCAUCAAAGUCGGGUACAAGCAACUCAACUUGAUGUACUACUUCACGGCCGGGGACAAGGAAGUGCGAUGCUGGACCGUGCGGAAAGGUGCCACGGCCCCGCAAGCUGCGGGGGUCAUUCACUCGGACUUUGAACGAGGAUUUAUCAAGGCCGAAGUCGUCUCGUUCGACGAUUUCAAGGAAUUGUCGGAAGGAGACAAGAAGGGCAUGGCCAAGGUCAAGGCCGCGGGCAAGUACCGCCAAGAAGGCAAGACGUAUGUCGUGCAAGAUGGAGAUAUCAUCCACUUCCAGUUCAACGUGACCAACAAGAAAAAGUAACAUGGCGCAGGAGGACGGUAUUGCACAAUAGAGGUAUGUUGUCUGGAGGACGUUUUCGUUGCAAGGUGGCCCAACGAUGGGGAAA
This is a messenger RNA of Aphanomyces invadans, 2275 nucleotides long. RefSeq names its product GTP-binding protein YchF. Gene Ontology annotation, molecular function: GTP binding; ATP hydrolysis activity; ATP binding. The record is from RefSeq and is a predicted model, not a curated record. The transcript has 7 exons. Lineage: Eukaryota; Oomycota; Saprolegniomycetes; Saprolegniales; Verrucalvaceae. Bases 955 to 2190 code for a protein of 411 amino acids. Gene Ontology annotation, cellular component: cytoplasm.